Messenger RNA from Cylindrotheca closterium, 1701 nucleotides. The record is from the annotation of a GenBank genome assembly. Lineage: Eukaryota; Bacillariophyta; Bacillariophyceae; Bacillariales; Bacillariaceae.
AUGGCCAAGGGGGAUGCCUCUUGGCACACAGUCAAAGAAGCCUUGGGUUGGAACUGGGGAGCGACGACAAAGAUAUUGCAAUUGAAAGAAAAACGAGUGAGCAAGGCCCUGUCACUCCUUGGCGAGGUCCUGGAUUGCAAACGAGUCUCCCUGAAACGAUGGCAGCAGGUGUUAGGAGUCUUACAAAGCCUGCAGCCAGGAAUGUCGGGCAGCAAGGGACAUUUCUCCUUGCUGCAAGAUGCAUUGAUUGGGCAGGUGGAUUGUAGGGUGCGGUUGACUCCUGAGGUCCGCGUUGAUUUACAUGUUGGCGCCUGCAAUACGGCAAAGUCUGGAAUGGGAGGAGUGUGGUUCACAGAUGAUGGAGAGGCCAUUGUCUGGCACGAACCAUAUCAAGACAAAGUGAAAAAGGAGGUUAUCUCGGAUCGCAAUCUGACAGGAAAACUUACCAACUCAGAUCUGGAACUGGAAGGCACCGUCCUUCAUCAUUUUGUCCUUGGAAAAAGCGCUCAGGUGGAAGGCGAGACCACUUGCACUGGCUGCGACAACACCCCAGCAGUAUCGUGGCACACAAAAGGAUCCUCCACAUCCCAAAAGGCGAGAGCAAGAAUAUUACGGUUAGCGGCAGGACUGCAACGGGAACAAAGAGCGCAUCAUCGUAUUGGGCACUUAUCUGGAGUGGACAAUCGAAUGGCCGACGAUGCCAGCCGCCUGUGGCACCUUUCUGAUGACGAAUUUGUCUCAUAUUUUAAUCGCACUUAUCUACAGAUCAACUCUUGGCAACUGUAUAGGAUGCCGACCGCCGUGAACUCCUUGAUGACAUCCAUGCUGUUGAACUCGGAAUCGAACGCGGAGUCUGUCCUUCAAGAGUUGCAAAGGCACACUCUGUCUGGACCACAUGGGUUGCUUUCUGCGACAGCCUCACCCUCGACCCAGGAUUGUCAACGGUCGAUGAUCCCCUCCUCAUCAUCCUCAUUUUUGGAACCCAAUCGCGACGUGGAAAAAUUGCCCCCAGCGGAUCCAGCAGCACAACGAGUUCGCCCAUUGCCAAAGGCCUUGUUACGGCAAGCGUCAAAGCUCACCAAAAAACCCACCAGUACCAAUGCCGCCAAAGCUAUGAAUCGAUUGAUGUGGCUAGAUUGUUUCUUUUUGUUACGUCCUGGCGAAUUUCUGUCAAUGGCAGGAACGCAAUUUCCCUUCAAGUUGAAGCAAGUGUUUUUUUGUAUCAACGACGCAGAAUUCCGUGGCGACGUCAUCCCACUUCGCCUCCUGGACACGUCACUUGUGACAUUCGCCGGUCUGAUAUUUGACAAGCAAAAAAUUGCGGUGCCAGACAAAAAUAUCGUUUUGGGCAUGUCAUUUAACGGUGACAACCCAACAGCAACGCUGGUUGCCAUCAUCCGGCACCUUCGACAGAGUCAACACACGACGGGCGACAAUAUCCCGACUAGUCUCAUCAAACUACUUGGUCGAUGGCGCUCAGAUGAAGUUUUUUUGGUAUCUUCACACCCAGUCCGAGCCUUUGAUGCAACGCUUCACCGACGUUCUUGUGAAUCAUGUCGGACACUAGCGUCUUUCCCACCCACCACACCCUGGACGGCAACAAGAUGGCCAAAUGGAGGAAACCAGCGCUUGCGCUGGGGGAUUGGGGGCCAACAGCUAGUAACAACUGUCAGCCCAAAAACAUCAUUGAAACUCUUUUAG